Cottoperca gobio is the source of this 687-nucleotide messenger RNA. Its product is annotated as prolactin-like. Gene Ontology annotation, molecular function: hormone activity. The transcript has 5 exons. Gene Ontology annotation, cellular component: extracellular region. Gene Ontology annotation, biological process: positive regulation of receptor signaling pathway via JAK-STAT; response to nutrient levels. The coding region runs from base 1 to 687 and encodes 228 amino acids. NCBI's taxonomy places the organism in Eukaryota, Metazoa, Chordata, Actinopteri, Perciformes, Bovichtidae. The record is from RefSeq and is a predicted model, not a curated record.
AUGGAAAAAGUUUUGUUUGCUGUUCUGACGCUGGUGUACCUGGAGCUUUCCAGGAGGGUUGUCACUGCACCGAUGUGUGCCUAUGGACAGGCUGGAUGCCAUGUUCCUUCCCUGGCAGAUCUCUUUGACAGGGUCAUACAACAGUCUUCAAGAAUGCAUGGCAUCUCCAGUGAUCUGCACUCUGAAUUUAAUAAAUAUUUCUUUCUCAGGAAGAAUCUCAUAGGAAAGCGGAAGUGCCACACACAUGGCAUACUAACACCAGACGAUAAGGAGAAUGCACAAAGGCUAGGGCGAGAACAACUGACAGACGUGAUCCUGAGGCUGCUGGGGGCCUGGGGCGACCCCCUGUCUCAACUCCACUGGAGCAUGUCUCAGGAUCACAAUCAAGACUUCAACCACUACAGCUCCAACAAGUCGCUGGAGAUCAGUGAUAUGGUGCAUGAGCUGCGGGACGGAGUGGUGGUAAUGACUGAGAAGAUGAAGCUAUUGGGAGUGCUUGGUAACACUGUGGGUUACAUCGCUCCUGACAGUUUGGUCCCCUCUUCUGCCUUUUCCUUCUACACACAAGGAGAACUCAACUCAAUGGACCACCACGACCUACUCUACUGCUUCCGCAGAGAUUCCAACAAAGUCAAAAAUUAUCUCCGUAUUCUGAAAUGCACAACCCUUCCUGGCCUGGACUGUUAA